AACAUUUCACUGAAAAUCAAUAAUCAAAAACAUGUCAAAAAGAUUGUCGCGAUUUCUUCAAAUAAAACAAUUUUUGUAUCAUUUUAAAUCAUUUCGUUAGUAUCUACCUACUUACAUAGUUUAUUAGGUUUGCAUUAUUUUCAACUUCGCCGCAUUAUUAUACCUGAGUUCGGCUUAUAAAGCCGAUAUUUUCAACACAAGAUUUCAAAUAAAAUAAUUAUUAAGUUCAUGAAAAUGUUGGGUCGAAAACAAAGCCUAAAAGGGGAACCAGUGCUAGCAGACUACGGGCCUGAAGAAUCAUUAAAUGAAAGUGCAGAUAUAGAAUGGGUUAACAAGUUAUGGGUUAGAAGAAUUCUGAGAUUAUGUGCUUUACUAAGUUUAAUGUCUGUUUCACUGAAUACUCCAAAAUCAUUUGAAAAGUACCCGUCUCUGCAAACAAUAACAUUUGCAGUGGACUGUAGUGUUACUCUUUUGUUUACUGCAGAAAUGAUAGCUAAGAUGCACAUAAGAGGGAUAUUAAAGGGCGAUGUAGCCUACCUGAAAGAUCACUGGUGCCAGUUUGAUGCAUCAAUGGUAUUCUUUCUUUGGGUUUCUGUUCUAUUACAAAUGUUUGAGUUAACUGGUAUAGUCCCAAGAUACAGUUAUCUAAGUAUAUUAAGAGCACCCAGACCACUGAUCAUGAUUAGAUUUUUGAGAGUAUUUUUAAAAUUCUCCAUGCCAAAAUCCAGAAUUAAUCAAAUUUUUAAGAGAUCAAGUCAACAGAUCUAUAAUGUUACCCUUUUCUUCCUGUUCUUUAUGUCACUGUACAGCUUGCUAGGUGUACAGUUUUUUGGAGAAUUAACACAUCACUGUGUUAGGAACGAUACCAAUCCAUAUGAAAUCACAAUAAAUUCCUUAGCCAUCCCUGACACAUUUUGCUCUCCUGACCCUGAUUCAGGAUACCAAUGUCCUCCUGGUAUGAAAUGCAUGAAGCUGAAUCUAUCUAAAUAUAUCAUGGGAUUUAAUGGUUUUGAAGAGUUCACCACAAGCUUGUUCACUGUGUACCAAGCUUCCUCUCAAGAAGGUUGGGUCUUCAUUAUGUAUCGGGCUAUUGACUCUCUGCCAACUUGGAGAUCAGCUCUAUACUUCAGUACAAUGAUAUUCUUCUUGGCUUGGCUGGUCAAGAAUGUUUUCAUAGCUGUGAUAACUGAAACAUUCAACGAAAUUAGGGUUCAGUUCCAACAAAUGUGGGGUGUUAGGAACCCUAUCACUAAAGGCAGCACCACACAGUUUUUCACUGGAGAUGACAAUGGCUGGAAGUUAGUUACUAUUGAUGAAAAUAAACAUUCAGGCACUGCACCAGAAAUAUUCCAUAAACUAUUAAGAUCUGCAUAUUUCCGACUGCUAGUAAUGGGCGUAGUCCUGGCCAAUGGCAUAAUAACAGCGACAAUGAACUUCAAGCAUGAUGACAAUCCCAGGGAGUUCUUUUAUGAAAAAUACUAUUACAUAGAGAUUGCAUUUACAAUCUUUCUGGACUUGGAGGCAUUGAUCAAGAUAUGGUGUUUGGGACUAAAAGGCUAUUUCAAACACUCUGUUCACAAGUUUGAAUUACUCUUAGCUAUUGGCACCACUAUCCAUAUAAUCCCUCAGCUAUACAUGUCAGGGUUCACUUAUUUCCAGGUCCUCCGUAUAGUAAGAUUGAUAAAAGCAUCGCCUUUAUUGGAAGGAUUUGUCUACAAAAUCUUUGGGCCGGGAAAGAAACUGGGCAGCCUGAUUAUAUUCACAAUGUGUUUGCUUAUCAUCAGUUCUUCUAUUUCAAUGCAACUGUUCUGUUUCUUGUGUGAAUUUACUAAGUUUGAAACAUUUGAUGAGGCCUUCAUGUCUAUGUUCCAAAUUCUUACUCAAGAAGCGUGGGUAGAGGUAAUGGACGAAACCAUGGUACGGACGAGCCAGACACUGACUCCUCUUGUUGCCAUCUACUUUAUACUGUACCAUCUGUUUGUUACUUUGAUUGUGCUGUCGCUUUUCGUAGCAGUUAUUUUGGACAACUUGGAACUGGACGAGGAUAUAAAAAAACUGAAACAGCUACGUUACCGCCAACAAAGUGCCGAAAUUAAAGAAAGCCUGCCUUUCAGACUGAGAAUAUUUGAAAAGUUUCCUGAUAGCCCCCAGAUGACGAAGCUGCAUAAAGUCCCUGGCGAUUUUAAUUUACCUAAGGUGCGCGAGUCGUUCAUGCGUCAGUUCGUGUGCGAGGUGGAGGGCGAGGAGGAGGUGGGCGCGGCGGGCGGCGGCGACGUGUCGCGCCGCGCCUUCGAGUACAUCGGCGUGGCCAACAUCGCCUUCCCCUACCGCAAGCGCUGCCUCGUCAAGACGCUCGUCGUGGCGCCGCCCUCGCAGCGCCCCAGCUCCGCGCUGCGCCGCCACGUCGUCAGCUCCAUCAUUGAAGACUCGAAUAACCACAGACCCCUAUUGGGAGACUCCGCAAUGUUAGCGACCGGAGGCAAGUCCGGUCUGAAGCCACAAGGCACGAUAUCGAGUGCUAAACAACUGCGAGUGGAUCAGAAGAAGUUCGGGUCGCGGUCCAUUCGGCGGUCGGUGCGCAGCGGGUCCAUCAAGCUGAAGCAGACGUACGAACAUCUGCUGGAGAAUGGGGACAUCGGCGCCGCGUCGCGCGUCGUGCCGUCCUCGCGGGCCCGGCCGCCAUACCUCGACAUACGACUGCUGCAGGCUAAACGACAGCAAGCCGAAAUGAGGAGGAAUCAACGCGAAGAGGAUUUGCGCGAGAAUCACCCGCUAUUCGACACCCCACUGCUCAUAGUCCCUCGAGAGUCUCGCUUCAGGAAGAUUUGUCGCGCCAUAGUGGACGCGCGGUAUGACGCUCGCCUGCGGGACCCAGUCACCGGCAACGAGAGAAAAGUACAUUACAAAAGCUUUCAUAAUUUCCUCGGAUUAGUGACCUAUAUGGAUUGGGUUAUGAUCAUGGUCACAACGUUGUCGUGCCUCUCAAUGAUGUUCGAAACACCUACCUACAGAGUUAUGGAAAACUUCGUUUUGCAGAUUGCCGAAUAUGGAUUUGUUGUGUUUAUGAGCUUGGAAUUGGCGCUGAAGAUUUUAGCAGACGGAUUGUUUUUCACGCCUAAAGCUUAUCUCAAAGACGCUGCUGCAGUACUGGACGUUUUUAUUUAUAUCGUGUCGCUAACAUUCCUAUGCUGGAUGCCGGUGCGAGUGCCGCCCGGCUCCGCGGCUCAGAUGCUGAUGAUCCUGCGCUGUGUCCGUCCGCUGCGCAUCUUUACGUUAGUGCCGCAUAUGCGCAAAGUGGUGUACGAGCUGUGUCGGGGAUUCAAGGAGAUAUUGCUCGUAUCCACACUUCUGAUUCUUCUUAUGUUCGUGUUUGCGAGCUACGGAGUGCAGUUGUACGGUGGCAGGCUUGCAAGAUGCAACGAUCCCACGAUAACGCGGCGCGAGGACUGUGUUGGCGUGUUUAUGCGACGCGUGUUCGUCACUAAGAUGAAGAUCCGCCCCGGACCCAACGAGACCUUCCCUUCUAUGCUCGUGCCGAGAGUCUGGGCGAAUCCGAAACGUUUCAACUUCGAUAACAUUGGUGACGCGCUGUUAACGUUAUUUGAAGUGCUCUCAUUCAAAGGCUGGUUGGAUGUCCGAGAUGUGUUGAUCAAGGCAUUGGGACCGGUACAUGCAAUCUAUAUACACGUUUACAUAUUCCUUGGCUGUAUGAUUGGACUCACCCUGUUUGUCGGUGUGGUGAUUGCAAACUAUUCCGAAAACAAGGGCACUGCUCUUUUGACUGUCGACCAGCGUCGUUGGUGCGAUCUGAAGAAGAGAUUGAAAAUCGCUCAGCCUCUGCACUUGCCUCCCCGUCCCAAUAAACGCAAAGUCCGCGCCUUCGCCUACGACGUCACACAAAACUUGAGCUUCAAACGAGUCAUCGCGAUUGUUGUGCUACUUAACAGUGGAUUGUUGGCUGUGACGUGGUCCCGCUACUCGCCAUACACGGAGCAACUAGCACUAACAUCGGCGCUGCUAACUUUAGUGUUCGUAGUGGAAGUGCUGCUGAAGACCAUCGCGUUCACGCCGCGCGGCUACUGGCAGAGUCGACGUAAUCGAUACGAUCUGCUCGUCACCGUCGCUGGAUGUAUCUGGAUAUUUAUGCAUUUUACUUUGAAGAACGACUUAUCCUACUUCGUGGGCUUCAUGGUGGUGAUCUUACGUUUCUUCACGAUCACGGGCAAGCACACCACGCUCAAGAUGUUGAUGCUGACCGUCGGAGUCAGCGUCUGCAAGAGUUUCUUCAUCAUAUUCGGCAUGUUUCUUCUCGUCUUCUUCUAUGCGCUCGCUGGUACUAUUGUCUUUGGAAACGUUAAAUAUGGAGAGGGAAUUGGAAGGCGCGCGAACUUCAACUCGCCGAUCCACAGCGUGGCGAUGCUGUUCCGCAUCGUGACGGGCGAGGACUGGAACAAGAUCAUGCACGACUGCAUGGUGGCGCCGCCCUACUGCACGCCCGCCGACAACUACUGGGAGACCGACUGCGGCAACUUCACCGCCUCGCUCGCCUACUUCUGCACCUUCUACGUCAUCAUCACGUAUAUCGUGCUCAACUUGCUAGUGGCUAUCAUCAUGGAGAACUUUUCACUGUUCUACUCCAACGAGGAAGACGCUCUGCUGUCAUACGCUGACAUAAGAAACUUUCAGAACACAUGGAACGUCGUCGAUGUUCACCAAAAAGGCGUUAUUCCUGUCAGGAAGGUGAAAUUCAUUUUACGCCUGCUGAAAGGUCGUCUGGAAUGCGAUACUCACAAAGAGAGAUUGCUGUUUAAGUACAUGUGCUAUGAGCUCGAACGACUUCAUAACGGCGAGGAUGUUACCUUCCAUGAUGUCAUCAAUAUGCUAUCAUAUCGCACGGUGGACAUUCGCAAAUCUCUUCAAAUGGAAGAGUUGCUCGCGCGAGAGGAGUUCGAGUUUCUCAUCGAAGAGGAAGUUGCCAAGCAAACGAUACGAACGUGGCUCGAAGGUUGCCUCAAGAAGAUACGCGCCAACAGUAGCAAACAACAAACGAGUUUGAUUGCUGGCUUGAGGAAGACUAACGAACAAGCUGUCGACAUGAGCAACGAGAAAGUCGAUAAAGAAAAACAAGAAACUGAAACUCAGCAAGUGGUUGCUAAUGCAGGCCGGACUGAAAUCACAGAAUCUACUUCACAGCCUGUUAUAUCUAAUAUUUCAUCGUCCUUUGAUUCGCAACCGAAAAGAUCUUCAACGAAGAGUCAAUUUAAACGGCCGGGGCUGCCGUCUGUUACGAUACCGAGACCCGAGAGCCCGAUCAAAAAGUACUUACAGCCAACUCUAAGUGAUCCCCACCCUGCCCUCAUCAAGAAAACUUCUUGCAAAUCUACAGUGAAGAGCGUAAGUCGCGUCAGUCACGUGAGCGGCGCGAGUGCUACAGGCGGGUCGCGCGACCUGCCCGCGCUGCACGACGUGCACUCCUGGUGGGGCACGCAGCUCGCGCGUAUAGCCGUGGUCGACUGUGACUAGACCUGCAGGACUGCAGUACCCUUAAGCUAUGUAUUAUGAUGACUUAUACAAAUCAUAUUGUACCAUUUGUGAAAUAUCUUCGUCCAAUCAUCAUCUUCCGAGCCUUAGGGCAACUAUGUUGGGGUCGGAUUCCAGUUUUUCAAAAUAUCUUUGUCCAAUACACAAUUUGAUUAAGUAUUUUAAAACGGAACUUCGUCGGAUGUUCCGAAAACACCGAUAUUUCAUACGUUUACACCAAAACUGGAACUUUUCUGGUGAACUUUUGAUAAAUACUCUUGUAAGUUAAAAAGAGAAAAAUUGGAUACUGGAUAUUUGUUUUAUAUUAAGUUGUAUUUAAGGCGAGGAAUUGGUCAACAAUAAUUCCAUAACCGGCACGCGCAUCUAAGGCGCCAAAAGGGGUCGGAGCGUCUGAGCGGGGCGAGGAUAACAAUACGCGCGCUAGCUUAUAACUAAAAGUCGUAAGCGACAAAAUGGUUUUGUAAUUUUAUUAUUUAGAAAUGAUAAUUUGAUAAAAAAUCCUUCUACAGUUUUAAAGAGUAUGUAUAUACUCAACUACUAAAAAAGUUAAGAGGCUUUAAUCGGUCCCGUUUGCCCAUAAUAUGUGAAUCUCUUUUUAAAAAGAGGUAUGUUUGAUAUAUUUUUCUCUGUUAUAAAAGUUACCUAAUCAUGUUUCUACAACUAACAAAAUAAGGUUUAUAUCAUGAACUUUCAGGUAACCAAGUUGUAUUUUGUAUU
Molecule: messenger RNA, 6258 nt
Organism: Helicoverpa armigera (cotton bollworm)
Lineage: Eukaryota; Metazoa; Arthropoda; Insecta; Lepidoptera; Noctuidae
Gene: na
Product: sodium leak channel NALCN
Exons: 35
Coding region: 229-5523 (1764 amino acids)
Biological process (GO): positive regulation of synaptic transmission, cholinergic; transmembrane transport; positive regulation of synaptic transmission, GABAergic
Cellular component (GO): plasma membrane
Molecular function (GO): monoatomic cation channel activity
Source: RefSeq, a predicted model, not a curated record